AUUAGCUGUCAACUGUCACAACCGCAUGUUGCCAAUUGGCAUUUGGCAUGUUGUUGCUUAGUAUUUGAUACACUCUUCUUAUUUUUUGUUAUUUAUUCGCAAUAAAGAAUGGCAAAAGCUAGUGAGUCGGCUAUAAAGAGCAUUGGGAAGGUCCUCAAUGAUCCUUCGAGGCCAAUGAAGGAGCGUUUCCGUGCGUUAUUUACUCUAAGAAACUUGGGUGGUGAAACCGCUAUUGAGUGCAUUAGUCAGUGUUUUGUGGAUGAAUCUGUGCUGCUAAAGCAUGAAUUAGCUUACUGUUUAGGUCAAAUGCAGGAUCAACGCGCAAUACCUGUACUUAGAAGUGUUUUAGAGGACAAAAACCAGGAUCCCAUAGUUCGCCAUGAAGCAGGUGAAGCUCUAGGCGCCAUAGGAGACCCAAACCUCAGAGAGUUACUAGAGAAGUACCAACAUGAUCCUGCAAUUGAAGUGGCAGAGACGUGUCAGAUAGCAUUGCAGCGGCUAAACUGGGUGGCUAAUGACAGCACCAAAGAGGUUAACUUGUCAAAGAGUUUGUUCACAUCCAUAGAUCCUGCUCCACCGAGCAGUGAGAGUGAUGUAGAGAAUCUGAAGAACACUUUAAUGGAUGAAUCUAAGCCUCUGUUUGAGAGAUAUAGAGCUAUGUUCAGUUUAAGGAAUUUGAGCACCACUGAGAGUAUUAAUGCUUUGGGUGAAGGUUUCAAAGCAUCCAGCGCCCUCUUCAGGCAUGAGGUAGCAUUUGUGUUUGGUCAGAUGCAAGAUGAGAGGAGUGUUCCCUUCUUGAAGAAGACCCUUGAGGAUACCAGUGAGCAUGAGAUGGUGAGACACGAGGCUGCUGAGGCACUGGGCUCUAUUGCUACUGAAGAAUGUACUGAGGUGCUACAAAGGUAUCUAAAUGACCCUCGUCCAGUUGUCCGCGAGAGUUGUGAGGUGGCGCUGGAUAUGUCGGAGUACGAAAACAGUCCCGAAUUCCAAUAUGCAAACACGUUGCUUACUGUCGAGGGCUGAUACUGAUUUUGUUAUAAUAUUUAUUAUAUUUUUGCUAAGUAAUAGUUCUGUGAAUUAUACAAGGAAAUAUGUUUUAUUUAUUAUG
Spodoptera littoralis (African cotton leafworm) is the source of this 1108-nucleotide messenger RNA. NCBI's taxonomy places the organism in Eukaryota, Metazoa, Arthropoda, Insecta, Lepidoptera, Noctuidae. The record is from the annotation of a GenBank genome assembly.